UUCAACACACAACUCGCUGACAAGCAAGCAGCAGCAGCAGCAGCAUAUCUUGCUCUCCUACUUUGUUUUGCCACACAACAAAGCUCUCUCGCAAGCAAAUGAAGCUGGGAGUCAUGAUGGGGAGGAGUUUGACAGAUCAAGUACUGGAUCAAACUUAAAUAGCUAAUAUCUUAAUUCAGCAUCCUGGAAAAAAGGUCACCUUGCCUUGCUGGAAAAAGAAGCACACAAUCUCAGCCUUGCAGCUCUGUGUUCGGUACCUUCUGUUUGCCUCUGUUCUACGUAGUUAGGCUAUCUGAUUACACAGACAAGGAUACUCAUGGUAGAUGACAAGGGAAAGAACAUGAAAUGUCUCACCUUCUUCUUGAUGCUUCCAGAGACAGUUAAGAACAGGUCCAAGAAAAGCUCCAAGAAGGCAAGCAGUAGCAGUGGUGGCAGCAGCAGCAAGUUACCUCCAGUUUGCUAUGAAAUCAUUACCUUGAAGACUAAAAAGAAGAAGAAGAUGGCUGCUGAUAUUUUCCCCCGAAAGAAGCCGGCGAACAGUAACACCACUGCUGUCCAGCAAUACCACCAGCAAAACAUCAAUAACAACAACAUCAUCCCAGCUCCAAACUGGCAAGGACUGUACCCCACCAUCCGAGAAAGAAAUGCAGUAAUGUUCAACAAUGACUUGAUGGCAGAUGUUCAUUUUGUGGUUGGUCCACCAGGUGGGACCCAGCGGUUGCCAGGACACAAAUAUGUCUUAGCUGUUGGAAGCUCUGUAUUCCAUGCAAUGUUUUAUGGAGAGCUUGCUGAGGACAAAGAUGAAAUCCGUAUACCAGAUGUGGAGCCUGCUGCUUUCCUCGCUAUGCUGAAAUACAUAUAUUGUGAUGAAAUUGACUUGGCUGCGGAUACAGUUCUGGCAACUCUUUACGCUGCCAAGAAGUACAUCGUUCCUCAUCUUGCCCGCGCAUGUGUUAACUUCCUAGAGACGAGUCUGAGUGCAAAAAACGCUUGUGUACUGCUCUCCCAGAGCUGCUUAUUUGAGGAACCAGACCUGACUGAGCGCUGCUGGGAAGUGAUUGAUGCCCAGGCAGAGCUGGCUUUGAAAUCAGAAGGGUUCUGUGACAUUGAUUUUCAAACACUCGAAAGCAUCCUCCAGAGGGAGACCCUGAAUGCCAAAGAAAUUGUGGUUUUUGAAGCUGCUCUCAGUUGGGCCGAAGUAGAGUGUCAACGCCAAGAGCUACCUGCCAGCAUAGAAAACAAACGCAAAGUCCUUGGGAAGGCGCUCUAUCUCAUCCGCAUCCCUACGAUGGCGCUUGAUGACUUUGCAAAUGGUGCUGCUCAGUCCGGCAUCCUGACACUCAAUGAAACAAACGAUAUCUUCCUUUGGUACACGGCUGCCAAAAAGCCAGAGCUGCAGUUUGUGAGCAAUGCCCGGAAAGGCCUUGUCCCGCAACGCUGCCACCGCUUCCAGUCUUGUGCUUAUCGCAGCAACCAGUGGCGCUACAGGGGCCGUUGUGACAGCAUACAGUUUGCUGUUGACAAGAGAGUGUUCAUUGCUGGCUUCGGGCUCUAUGGCUCCAGCUGUGGAUCGGCCGAAUACAGUGCCAAGAUUGAACUCAAACGGCAAGGCGUUAUCCUAGGGCAAAACUUGAGCAAGUACUUCUCUGACGGAUCUAGCAACACUUUCCCAGUGUGGUUUGAGUACCCUGUGCAGAUCGAACCAGAUACCUUUUACACAGCUAGUGUGAUUCUGGAUGGAAAUGAACUUAGCUAUUUUGGACAGGAAGGGAUGACAGAAGUUCAGUGUGGCAAAGUAACUGUGCAGUUCCAGUGCUCUUCAGACAGUACCAAUGGCACUGGGGUUCAGGGGGGGCAGAUUCCAGAACUUAUCUUUUAUGCCUGAAAGAAGAUGGGUUCCAGAACAUGGAGAGUGCUGUUCUAUGGUGUAUAUGUCUGGUCCAGCCCUGUUUGAUACUUACCUUGCUGUCUGCAAAUAUGUGAUCAGUACAGGUAAUAUGUUCCUGAUUGCAGUGAACAGCUUAAUGCUUGCUGUACUUUUGUAGCCUAAGUGUAAAAUUCUUUUUACUGGGAGCUCCCAGGAACAAGCAAAUGAGCAAAUUAUAAAAGUCAAGAGUUUCACAGCCUUA
Molecule: messenger RNA, 2129 nt
Organism: Podarcis raffonei (Aeolian wall lizard)
Lineage: Eukaryota; Metazoa; Chordata; Lepidosauria; Squamata; Lacertidae
Gene: BTBD3
Product: BTB domain containing 3
Exons: 4
Coding region: 317-1885 (522 amino acids)
Biological process (GO): neurogenesis; cerebral cortex development; dendrite morphogenesis
Cellular component (GO): cytosol
Molecular function (GO): protein binding
Source: RefSeq, a predicted model, not a curated record